AUGUCUUGGUUAAAUACGUUAAAAGUAUUUUUUACUCCGGAUAAAAAUCCCAAUAAAGUUAUUGAAGUAAAAUCGGAAAAAUAUUCCAAUCGUAAUGUCCACUGUCGUCAUGACCCGAUUAUUUUGUAUGGAGUAGAUAGUAAUAAUGUCAGUGAAAUUGUCUUGCAUUUGUCGCGCGCUGAGAGCUUAACUACUUCUUACAGUUUAUACAGAGGAUCGAGUAUAGAAGAUUCAGAAAUAAGAUUUUGUAUACUCAAAGACAAAUUACCAGCAAUUCUCAGUAUAUCAAAGGAUUGCUAUUGUUUGUCCGUGAUACAAAAUUUAUGUGAUACUCUUGUUGAACACCCAACAUGGAAUGUCGCUCAUCUGGUUGUGAGAUUGGCAAUGAUGGACAUUUUAUCCAACCCAAAUGUUGUGAUGUACUUAAAUACACCAGAUAUUGAAAGUGGUAUAUCAUCAUUACAAUUAGCUAUUUAUGACAAUUCAUUAGUUAUUGUUAAAGCAUUGAUUGCUUUAGAUGUUUCACUGGAGCACUUGGAUAAUGAAGCCAAUUCAGUUUUUCACUAUGCUGCUAAAUCUAGUAGUGAUAUAAUUUUGGUUUUAUCUAAAGUGAGCACCAAAUGCUUAAACCAUCGUAACAUAAAUGGAUUUACUCCCCUUCACUUAGCGUGUCAAGCGGACAAACCAGAAUGCGUUAAAGAAUUGUUAGUUUGUGGGGCCGAUGUAAAUAUACCGGCUGGAAUUCCUGUAACUAAUGUAUCCGAAAACAAAUUACCUGGAAUUGUUAAAGAAUAUCUUCAGGAUAAUCAUAAAAAAUUAUUUGUUGAAGAUAUGAAAUUUGGUGGAACUCCUUUACAUUGGUCAAGUUCUCGUGAAGUAAUUGACAGUUUAAUUUCUAAUAAUUGCGAUAUGAAUGCAUUGAAUUUUGACAACCGCACUGCUCUUCACAUAAUGGUUUUGAGAAAUAGAUUUGAUUGUGUUAUGGGACUUCUAUGCAAUGGAGCUAAUGUAAAUAUACCUGACCGAGAAGGUAAUACACCACUUCAUUUGGCCGUCAAAAGCAAUUUGGUUCCAGUAAUUCAUGCUCUUAUAGCAUUUGAAGCUGAUGUUGAUUAUAUUAAUAAUAAAGGCCUAUCAUCGCGACAUAUUGCUGCUACCAACAAUGGUCCAGAUAAAAUUUCUGAUAAAAUUGUUUAUAUCUUACAUGCAGUUGGUGCAAAACGGUGUCAAAAUAUUUUAUUGGAAACUCAGUGUACAAAAGGAUGUGCUUGGAAUAACGAAUUCAAUGGUUUACCUCCUCAAAGACCUGUAUCAAUGCCAGUUAGAUGUAUUGUGACCGCAAUGGAAGAGCUCAUGGAUGAGAGAAUAGAUGUUAACAAGAAUCAUAGAGGUGGCAGAGUUUUAUGCCUCGAUGGUGGCGGGAUUAGAGGAUUGGUGUUGAUAUCUGUCUUACUUCAUAUAGAAAAUGCUACUAAAGUUCCUAUUAUUCAUUGUUUUGAUUGGUUAGCUGGCACAAGUACUGGUGGAAUUUUAGCCUUGGGACUUGCAUGUGGUAAAUCAUUGCACGAGUGUUUGUGUUUAUAUUUUAGACUUAAACAACUCGUGUUUCAAGGUAGUAAACCUUACCAAAGUGUGGUAUUGGAAAAUAUGUUACAAGAAACAUUGGGCGCAAAUACGUAUAUGAGUGAUAUAAAACAUCCUAAGAUCUUAGUCACAGGUUUGUUAGCUGACAGAAAACCUGUAGACUUACACAUUUUUCGUAAUUAUACAUCACCAAGUGACAUGAUUAAUCUAGAUCAUCCUUGUGAUUAUCCACCUCCACCGCCACCUCAUGAACAGUUAGCAUGGAAAGCGGCAAGAGCAAGUGGUGCAGCACCUUCAUAUUUUAGAAUGUUUGGUCGUUUUUUGGAUGGAGGAUUGAUUUCAAACAACCCAACUUUGGAUACAUUAACCGAAAUUGAGGAAUAUAAUUUAGCAUUAUACAAAACAAACAGGGCUAAUGAAAUGCAUGAUCCAAGCCUUGUAGUUUCUGUUGGAACUGGAUCCAUACCCGUUACUGAGGUGAAGAAUUUAGACAUUUUUAAACCGAGUAGUGUAAGUGAUAGUUUGCGUUUGGUGUUUGGAUUCUCAGCGUUAGGUCUGUUGCUCAUUGACCAAGCGACCCAGUCUGACGGUCGUGUUGUAGACAGAGCAAGGUCAUUGUGUUACAAAACAAAAACUGAGUUCUUCAGGUUUUGCCCACAACUAUCAGAAGAUAUAGCUAUGGAUGAAAAAGAUGAUGUGAAACUAGUCAAGAUUCUUUGGGAAACUAAAGUUGAUAUGGUGAAAAACAAUAGUAAAGUGUGUAAACUAGCACAGUUAUUGAAAUAA
This is a messenger RNA of Macrosiphum euphorbiae (potato aphid), 2370 nucleotides long. NCBI's taxonomy places the organism in Eukaryota, Metazoa, Arthropoda, Insecta, Hemiptera, Aphididae. The record is from the annotation of a GenBank genome assembly.